AUGUCAACUUUAGACGUCCUGCUUAGCAGACUUGAAAAAAUUCAUCAAAAUCUUGGAGGUGACCGAAUUGAUAUUGGAUCAAGAGAAAGAAAGGAUAAAUUUGCUGUAAUUCGUCUUAAGUGUGAAGAGCAGCUUCACACUAUAGAAUCUUGUCAAGACCAAAGAGAUAAAAUUUCAAGUUUCAAAAAUAAGUAACACACAAAUUUAGUGAAGAUCCUGAAAUAAUCCAAUUGAAAUACAAAAUCCUGCUACUAAUAAAAGAAACUGAUAAAGGCAUUUUAGAACUAAAUAAAAUAUUAGAAAAACAAAAAUCAAAGCCAAAGGUAAAAAAUAAUUAGAAAUAUGCAGAAGUAGACAUCGAAGCAAAAACUAAUAAGCUAAGCUGACUCGAAAGAAAGCUAGAAGACGCCAAAAGAGGUGAAGAUCUCGGCAUCGUGGUAAGCCGAAAGGCUGAUGAUCUUGGAAAACUGAAAGCAGAGCUCAUAAACUUUGAAGAUAUUACAUUGGAAAACAUAGGCAGAAAAGGAGAUAUGCUUGAUAUAGAAAAAGAGGCAAAACAGCGAUGGGAAGACUAUGACCAAAGAAUAGAUGAUUUAGCAGGAAAAAUAGGAGAAAAUGUAGAGGAGCUCAGAAUGAGAGCGCUGAAUUUCAAUAAUGCUUUGGAUCGGCAUGAAGAAAAACUAGACAGCUUAGAUAAUGUAGUUGAUCAAGCUAAUCAAGAAUUAGAAACAAGUACCAAAAAGCUAAAAAAACUUUUAAUAAAGGUCAGGGCUGGGGAUAAAUUUUGUGUGACGCUUUGCUUGCUCAUUAUUCUUAUAGGACUUUUAACAGUAGGUUAUAAUAUGAUAAAAUAA
Blepharisma stoltei is the source of this 854-nucleotide messenger RNA. The record is from the annotation of a GenBank genome assembly. NCBI's taxonomy places the organism in Eukaryota, Ciliophora, Heterotrichea, Heterotrichida, Blepharismidae.